Molecule: messenger RNA, 1893 nt
Organism: Owenia fusiformis
Lineage: Eukaryota; Metazoa; Annelida; Polychaeta; Sabellida; Oweniidae
Source: the annotation of a GenBank genome assembly
GUAUAAUAUUUGUUUUAAUAGUUCUAAUGAAAUGAUGUCCUAGUCUAGAACUAGAAUGAAUGACGAUAUCUCCUUUCAUGGAAUCUAAACCGGGCUCCACCAAACACACGGACCCCCACUCUGUUGACCAAAGAAAAAACUUCCUUGGUACGCAGAGUGGAGGAGUGGAUUUCAUUUCGGUGAUUCUUCUAUCUUUCCCCGUGCCCGUGUCUGAACUCAUUUCUGCUAUUAAGGCUACCAAAGAAGAAGGGACAAAGAUUUCCAUCGACCAUUGUUCCGGGCCAUUGUUCAUUUUUUGAUUCAUAGUAACUCAGAAUGGAUGCAGGCCACUUACGCCACCAAUGCCAUCUAUAGCAAAUUGAACUCUAUUGAUGUAACUAAGCUCACCAGUCGUGACUUCCUUGUACGUGGACAUAACACGAGUGAAACCCAAAAUAAAAAUUGGAGUGUAUUCAAUUGUUGCAUUGCGUGGGCAUUCCCGGCCAACAUUCCAUGAAUCGUAAAACAUAUAACGAGAAUCAUUUAGAAUGAGUGGUCGAGGAGGAUUUUAUAUAUAAAGACUAGAUACGUUUCACUCUCUCAUCACGGGCAUUCAUAAUUGCUUACUUCAGCGUACAUGGUGCUCACACUGAAAUCGAAGAUGAGUUUAUGGACACUUGCAUUUGUUGUUCUGGUGUGUCUUGUUGUCGAUGUGUCGGGUGCGUCGAUAAAGAAAUCUGAAGCGUGUGCAGCACUUCAAAAAUACAAAUUCUUGCAAGAAGACUUAAUAAAUCUCGAAUUCGAAAAGGUUACACUGGACGAACUGACAACUAGUAUCGGAAAAAUGGCGAAAACAGUCGGGAAGAAGGUGGUCUAUCCUAAGUUCAUUUUGUAUGAAGAAGAGUUUGUAGAUUUUGUCCAAAAGUUAGCGAAGCAAGCAAAGAAGCUUUUGAAGUCUAAAAAAGCAUUAGAUGCCGUGAUAUCUGCAAUACGUAAAUGUCUGGAUGAUACCACCGACCUGAAUGAAAUUGUCAGAAAUUGGGUGCAAAAUUACUUAGACGGCCUAAUUAAAGUCAUGGCGGUAGAUAAGUUAGAAGGAGUCGCAGAAAUGAUAAGGCAAUUUGAAAGCAAAGAUGCAGGUUCUCGUUCCAAUCGGCUUUCGACAGAGAAGCUCAUGAAUUUAUUUACGAAGCUGGUGAGAGCAGAAGCUACUUGGAUCAAAGCUGUGAAAGGGAUGUAUAAAAAGUUCAAAAUUGGGGUGUAUCGUCUUCCAAAAAUCCGAGCGGAAAAAGAGGAUACUUGCAAAGGAAACUUUACGUGCACCGGAAAGGAAGAUUGGAAGCUCGUUGGCUCAAGAUGUUUUCUGUCAGUUGCUAGUCUUGCACACUACUCUUUGGCUCAGAAAGGUUGCAUGGACCGCGGGGGACACGUUGCGUCGAUUCAUAAUAAAGAUGAAAACAACUAUCUUGCAUCGGAGCUGAGAAUAGGAAAAGCAGAUCAUGCAUACUACAUCGGACUGAAUGAUAUCGACAAUGAAGGUGAAUUUGUGUGGCAUGAUGGCUCACCCGUAGAUUUCGAAUUUUGGGCCUCAAAUGACGGAAAAAAGCUUGGAGUGGCUGGGGUCAAAGAUGACUGUACCCAGAUGAUGCCCCAUAUAUGGGGUUACAAUGGUCAUUGGAGGAACGUACCGUGUAACUAUGGCUACGGAGGAUAUUUCUGUAGUAAACCAGCGACGUUAAAGAGCCAGGGACUCAUCCCUGAUAUGCCAUUCGAAACAUAGAUCUCCAAUCCAGAAGUCCACUUGCAACAAUAUGCGACAUUAUUAUACUGUUACCGUAUAGUGUGUCUCUAUUUACUGUUCAUCCCCAAAGAUCUGAUCCAAAUAAAUAUUAUGCAUUGGACAUUAGAAAAGAA